Molecule: messenger RNA, 5754 nt
Organism: Dissoconium aciculare CBS 342.82
Lineage: Eukaryota; Fungi; Ascomycota; Dothideomycetes; Mycosphaerellales; Dissoconiaceae
Exons: 5
Coding region: 1-5754 (1917 amino acids)
Molecular function (GO): RNA binding
Source: RefSeq, a predicted model, not a curated record
AUGGCUCAACCUCCGGAUAUUUCGCAGAUUCUGGCGAGACUGGCUCAACAACAGUCCAGCGGUGGGCCUCCACAGUCGUCGACACCGCAACAGCAUAUUCCUCACCCACUCCCCGGAUAUGCCCCAGGUGGGAUGCCUGGCGCGCCGCCCGGUGUGCUACCGCCAAUGCCUUCAUAUCUACCCCAACCAUCAAGCACUGGAAGUGUCGACUUGAGCGCCAUCAAACCUGUGAGCAGUGGUUCUAUGAACAUCGCAGAUGCUAUAGCAAAGGCACGGAACAUCGCUGCAGACCACGGCAUCUCUCACUCAGUACUGAUCCAUUAUUUAGCGUCGAAUCGCAACGACCCACGAUCCGGUGGCCGCCGAUCGCGAUCACGCUCUCCACGGCGCAACUCCCAAAAUGCUAAUCCUUAUCGUGAUGAGAGAAGAGAAGAGCCGCGCCGAGGCGCUUUCCGCCGAACACCGUCGCCUGAUAGAUCUGGUUUCAGGGGAAGCCGCGACCCUCCGAUCGGAUUUCGCGCAAACGAUGGUGACACGGAAACUAUUCGCGUCAAAUCUGCACUUGUGGGCCUGAUCAUCGGACGUAACGGAGAGAACCUGAGAAAGGUCGAGUCUGAGACUGGAGCGCGAGUACAAUUCAUCCAAGCCAAGGAUUCACAUGUGACCGAGCGCCAGUGCACUAUCAGUGGACCUCUGCGCGCAAGGGAAAGUGCAAAGGAAGCAAUCUUCCGGGUGAUCGACGAGAACGGUGGGUCCUCCUCACAAGAAAAAGGAGCAUACACAGCAGGCAUGCCGGGACGAGCCAAGGUCAAUUUGCCUGCCCUCCGAGAGGGUGAGGCUAGCACUCAGGUCAUGGUCCCGGACAAGACGGUCGGCUUGAUCAUUGGUCGAGGGGGCGAGACGAUCAAGGACCUUCAAGAACGUAGCGGUUGCCACGUCAAUAUCGUGGGCGAGAACAAGAGCGUCAAUGGGCUUCGUCCUGUCAAUCUUAUCGGCAGCGAGCAGGCUACAGCGAUUGCCAAGGAGCUCAUCUUGGAGAUUGUCGAGAGCGACAACAAAGGAGGCGCGCCUGCUAGUGCAGGAGCUGCCUCGCGGGACCGACCUUUCGACACCAGCAACCAGAACCGCAGCGUGAGCAGCGGCGGCGGAGGACGCGACCAUGUCGAAAAAACCAUCCAAGUCCCAUCGGAAGCUGUCGGUAUGAUUAUCGGUAAAGGCGGCGAGACCAUCAAAGAGAUGCAGCGCGCGUCGUCGUGCAAGAUUAACGUGAAUCAACCCAAGCCACCGGACAUCACCCGCAACAUCGACCUUUCUGGCACGGUACGAGCAAUGGAAGAUGCAGAGCGGAUGAUUUGGGAAAAGGUCGAGACUGUCCGACAACGCGACGCUGCGGCUGGUCGCCCGCAUGGACGUGACCAGGGUGCCAGCCAAUACGACGCAUACUCACAGCCCCAACAGCCCUCCGCCGGAUAUGGACAGUAUUAUGGUGCCUCUAGUGCCGGCCAGGCAGCACCCCAGUCCUCGGCAUACCAGAUGCCUGGGCAACAGGCUGGACCCACGGGACAACAAUCUUCGAGUGACCAAAAUGCCUCUGAACAAUAUGCGCAAUGGUAUGCGCAAUGGUACGCAUCCCAGCUGGCCAACCUCCAAGGCCAGCCUGGUGCGAAUGCUGGAGCGCACCUCCAUCUACUGGGAAAGUGCACCCUCACUGGAGAGUCCAGCGCCAUGGUUUGUUGGUCGGAAAGGCGCAGUCGGUUUUCCUUUGCCCUCUUGUGCAUGAGCGUUCCAGCGCUUCUCACGGGUCAGAAGAUCGAGCUGAACGACGGCCGCUUUGGUAUCAUACGGUUCAUAGGCUCAACGACAUUUCAAACUGGCGAGUGGAUCGGCGUCGAGCUUGAAGAGGCGAGCGGUAAGAAUGAUGGCUCCGUCCAGGGGCAGCGGUACUUUCGCUGCGAACCCAACCAUGGAAUCUUCUGCAGGGCCUCGGGCAUCAAUCGCGUGUUGGAAGAACCCAGACCGAAGCCGAAGACUGUGAACACUGCUGCGGCCGCCGUCAGAGCUCGUCCGAGCAGCGUAUACGCGCCGACAAAUGGCACAAGGAGACAAACGCUGCAAGGCGAGGGGCCCGGGAGAAGGUCUAGUGCAAUCAUUGGCACCCCGACACCAGCGGGCAGACUCGCAAGUGGCAUACGGUCUCCGACCAAGUCUCCCACGAAACAGCUAGGAUCCAAUGGACCAGCCAGUACAUCUACGUCGAGGACGAAUACCCCACCAGUCGCAGGCAGGCGGCCUGGAGCUGCCAUCCUGGGCAGGGGCAGCAGCGGUGUAGGCCCAACCUCGACUGCAGCUAAGAGGUCGUCCAUUGUGCCAUCUACUCUGUCACACAAACCGCCCAGACCUUCGUUAGCCAAUCCUGCAGUGGCAGCAAGAGCAGCGCCAUCCCGACCUUCUCGCGUCCGCUCCGGAACGCUGCACACGGAGUCUCGUCCGAGCGAUGCAGACCAAUCUCAUUCAGCUGCCGAAGACUCCAGCACAAACGAGGGAAGCGAACAAAAUGGCACGCUUUCCCCGCGCAACAUCGCAGACCCCUAUGUCAACCAUCGCCGCAUGCAGAGCGUGGAGGAAAGCAAUCGCCCCAACUUUGCGCCACCACCCAUUCCUCCAGAGCCUCCAGAGACCAGUGAUCGGUCAGUCAGAUCCCGCCGACCAUCCUCGCCGACAGCUGCUUCUAUACAUUCUCAGCGCACCAUCAGAAGUUCUGCUGCGUCGAAUCGUCUGAUCGAAGAUCUCGAGACCAAAGUCCGAUUGCUUGAGCGAAAGCGUCUAGAGGAUCGCGAGCUCAAGCAGGAGCUGGAGAAAGCACAACAGGAACGCGACCAUUGCAAGGGUAUAAUCGAGAAGCUUCAGAGCAAAUAUAGGCCACAGCAACAGGAGCUCGAGAAGCUCAAAAGGGAGCAUGCGGUGCUGGAGCAGACUGCGAAGGAUAUUGAGGAACUUCGUGCCGAUCAUGAACAAGAGAUGGAGUCAGCCCUCCUAGAUCGAGAGGUUGCAGAGGAAACAGCAGAGUGCCUCAAAGCGGACUUGGAAAUCCUCCGUGGCAAGAAUGAAGAGAUGCAGGAAGAGCUCGAGGUUUUGCGGGAGGAAAGUGAAGAGAUGAAUCGAGAUAUGAGCCCCGAGGAGCGGGCAAGCACCGGUUGGAUUCAGCUGCAGAACAACAAUGAGCGGCUCAAAGAAGCACUACUUAGCUUGCGCGACUUGACGAGAGAGAAUGAGGCUGAAUUAAAGGAGCAAAUCGGUAGUUUGGAAGAUCAGGUAAAGGAGUUCGAUGCGCUGAAGAGAGAAAUCGAGGAAUCCAAGGAGAAGCUCUUGAAAAGCGAAGCUGACACAAUCGACCUGCGACAACAACUCGAAGUAGCCAUGAAUGCCGAAGAGAUGAUUGAACAACUCACCGAGGACAACAUGAACCUGCGUGACCGAGUCAAUGAAUUCAAAGGCGCUAUCGAGGACCUCGAGAGUCUGAGAGAGUUGAAUGACGAGUUGGAGCUCAAUCAUAUAGAGGCUGAAAAGCAGCUGCAAGAGGAGAUUGACUUCAAAGACAGUCUGCUUCUCGAUCGCGAGCGAACCGCUAAGGAACAACAGGCCGCUCUUGACGAAGCAGACUACAAUAUUGGUCGUUUCCGAGACCUCGUCAGGCAGCUGACAAGCGAUUUGCAAGACCUCGAGGCGAGCAAGCAGAUCUCUGAGUCCGAGGCUGCAGAACUGUCCAACAAGUCGAAGGCGAUGGUUGAUCUCAACCAGAGGCUGCAAUCCAGCGCUGCGAAGACGCAAGUUAAGACCAUCGAUUUGGAGCUUCGUAAACUUGACGCCAUGGAGGCCUCGGAACAUCUCUCAAUCGUUCAGCUCUUCCUUCCGGAAUCCUUCCAGGACGAGCGAGACAGCGUCUUGGCGUUCUUGCGGUUCAAGCGAGUUCAGUUCAAAGCGACACUGGUGCAUGAUUUCAUCAAAGAGCGAAUUGCAUCAUUUGGAGCUCGGGGAGACGACGAGGAUAUCUUUGCCGCCUGUGAUGCCAUGGAUCAGCUUGUCUGGAUCGCCGCAAUGUCCGAGCGAUUCGUCAACUCGGUCAGCAGCUGCAGCAUUGAUGAAUUUUCUCAAUUCGGCAGUGCACUUUAUGAAUUGGAAGUGGUGGAGCGGACGCUCAACGAUUACAUAGAUGGCUUGCGCCGCGACGAUCUGCGAGAAGCCGAUAUGACCGUGCGUCUCAGACGCUCCAUUGAAGUGUUGACACAUCUGGCCUCGCUGCAUAUUCGCGACAGUUUAGCGGACCACACCGAUCACUUGUAUAUGCGGACACUUUGCUUGCAAAGUCAUCUGGAGACCUCCAUUUCUGCGCUGAUGCUCACGCACAUGCUUAUGGAAAAGCAUAUGCCCACAAAAGGCGACUACACGGAGGAUUCGGAGCAGGAUGAGGACUUUUCUGACGCGAAUUUGAUAAUGCAGCGACUCAAGUCCGUGAUCGAGCUCGCACGGAGCGCAAAGGUAAUUUCUGGAAAGACGCAUCGCGCGCUGUUCGAUCUUCAAACACGGUCGUUAACUCUCGAACAAUCACUUGCGGAACCGUUUGAGAACGUGGAGAAGGUUGCUGCGGAGAUUUCGAAUUACACGCGGCAGAGUGGAGCAUCUCUGCACAGCAUCUUGCACCACGAAGAGCACUCCGAUGUCCUAUCUCCGUUGGAGGUCGCUGGUGUCCUUUCACGCACAGCCUCAAGUGUUUUCUCUCUUUCGGUGUCGGAAGCUGGACCAUACGUGACACUUGCAGGACGGCUUCGUGAUAUUGGCUCACUUCUCUCCGAAGUCUCCUUGCUCCCCACUGAUCUCGACAACACAAUAGAAUUCGAACGGUCCUCGGCACCGUGGAUUGCCCGUGCUGAACAGCUAAGUCAAACCAAGAUUGUGUCCAUCGACACAGCGGCCGAGCUGGCUCGUGUCCGUGAGUCUGUACGAGAGCGUGAUACAAUGCUCAAGGGCAAAGAAGCCGAGCUCGAGGAGCAAAGCGUCCGAAUUGAGAUGCUUGAAGCACGCAUGAAAGAUGCAAGCAAGCGAUCGGCAAGAAUCGCCGAACUCGAACGCGCCCUCCAUGAAGCUAACGAAGCCGAGAAAGUCGCCAAGAACGACCUACUUCAAGCACGCCAUGAAGCUCAGCGCGACGUGGAUAUGGCUCGCAGCGAGAUGACUCGAAUUGUGGAAGAGCACGGUCAGCUGGGUCACGCCGAAGAGCUUGACGGAAACGCCGUCGGCGCCAAUGCGCGACACGUCAUGAAGCGUCAAGAGCACAAGAUCCUAGGUCUUGAGGGCGCUAUCCGUUUCCUCAAAGAAGAAAAUUUCCGACUCCGCCUCCCGUCUCCAGAUGCCCCUGUGUCAGUCGCGACCUCUAUGGACUGGUUGCAUGCGCCCCUGCAAACGCCCACUCACCCUCGUCAGAAGCAAUUUCAAACCUUGCAGCGCAAGGGCGCAAAUGUGCUCGAGCAGAUGCUUGAGCUCGCCUCACGACCUCAUGUGGUGGACCUGACCGCUUUGCCUGAGAACAAAUUAGCCUGGCGGCCCGCAAAGGAAAGCAGCCGAUGGAGGGUCGAGCGGAGGAACGAGGAAUGGCUUGAUUGGAAACAAUGGCGAGAAGAUCUCGUUCGGCAGGCUCAAUCUUCAAGACCAGGCUAUGCUGCCAUGCAACCAAGGGCCGGUAUUGCUGUACCUGUCUAG